Molecule: messenger RNA, 428 nt
Organism: Centropristis striata (black sea bass)
Lineage: Eukaryota; Metazoa; Chordata; Actinopteri; Perciformes; Serranidae
Product: pro-neuregulin-4, membrane-bound isoform-like
Exons: 5
Coding region: 99-428 (109 amino acids)
Biological process (GO): positive regulation of cell population proliferation; positive regulation of mitotic nuclear division; epidermal growth factor receptor signaling pathway
Source: RefSeq, a predicted model, not a curated record
AACUCUGAAGCGUCACUAUGAUUCACCUCGGGAACCUGCCCUAACGACAAAAAGCUGGGAUUUCACGAGCAGGAAGCAGGAAGAAAAAAACAGUCCAAAUGAUGGCAGGCCAUGGAGAGCUUUGUGAUGGGCAGGAGGCCACCUACUGCAUGAAUGGAGGAACAUGCUAUAAAAUACCUUCCGUGAACACUCUCUCCUGUGUGUGCAAUGAAAAUUACAAAGGCAGCCGAUGCGACCAGUAUCACCUCUUCAGCGCCUCCACCAAUGCAGAGAAAGCAGGGUUAAUUGCAGCCGUGGUCAUUGUUGCCCUCCUCAUCUUAGUGGUGGUAGCAGUUGUUAUCUACUACGUACGCAAGAUGCUGAAAGCCAAGCAACAGAGUCAACAGAACAAACCACAACAGUAUUGGAGAGUAAAAUCCAGAGUAUGA